Theobroma cacao (cacao) is the source of this 2198-nucleotide messenger RNA. Its product is annotated as lipase-like PAD4. Lineage: Eukaryota; Viridiplantae; Streptophyta; Magnoliopsida; Malvales; Malvaceae. The record is from RefSeq and is a predicted model, not a curated record. Gene Ontology annotation, biological process: lipid metabolic process.
UAUUCAAGUUCACACUCACUUUUCAAUAUUUAUUUUUUGUCCCUUGCAAAAGACUCGCAACACCAGCCUCACGCCACCACCACCCAAGACAGAAAGAAAGAGCAACAACUUUUAGUCCAUGGGAACCGAAACUUCAUGCGAGAACAAAUUCGAAAUGAGCGAGACGCUGGCAACGUUUCUUGCCUCGACUCCAUUGUUGGAAGAGGCAUGGAGGCUAUGCAGCAUCGCAGACACAACCUUUCCAGGGGCUUACCUGGUACAGCAGAUUGGAAGCGUGGCCUACGUUGCGUUUUCUGGCAGACAACCCGAUUCUGGAUCAGACCAGAGCUGCGAAAAUCCGGCGCGUUUGGAUGCUGAAGACGGUGGCCUUUUCGCUCCCCUUUAUCGUCAUAGUGAAGCAGAGGAGCCCAUCAAGUUGCACAGUGGAAUGCUAAGGCUUUUUCUGUCAAUGCAUCAAAGUUUGCAAAUCCAGAUUGCGUCGUUAAUUGGAAAAGUGAAGUCGGUGGUGAUCACAGGCCACUCCAUAGGAGGAACAACAGCCUCUCUUUCAGCUCUAUGGCUCCUCUGUCAGCUGCAGUCCAUGUCUUUCCCGAUAAUAUCGGUGCUAUGCAUCACAUUCGGCUCUCCGUUGCUAGGAAACGAAGCCCUUCAUCGAUCAAUUCUCCGCGAACGAUGGGGUGGAAACUUUUGCCAUGUUGUUUCAAAGCAUGAUAUCAUGCCCAGGCUACUCUUUGCUGACAUAGUACCUAACAACAUUUCCAAAAUUCAUACCCUGAUAAAUUUCUGGCACCAUUGCAUGGCUGCUCCACACCUUACAAGCCUUUCUUCCCAGCUAGCCGAUGAGGUCAAAGAUAUUUUUCACUGUGUUUUAAAGGAUUUGGAACUGUUAGCGCAAGCUGAAGAGCCAUCAGACAAUGUGUUUUGGCCAUUUGGGAGCUAUGUUUUCUGCUGCCAAGAAGGUGCCAUUUGUCUAGAUAAUGUGGCAUCUGUCAUUAAGAUGAUGUAUCUGAUGCUGGCAACGGGUUCACCAAGUUGUAGCAUUGAGGAUCAUCUCAAGUAUGGAGAUUAUGUUGGGAAAGUUUCUAAACACUUUUUGAGGGCUAGAAACUUUCAUGAAGAGGAUCUUCCUGAUUCUAGCUAUGAAGCUGGAGUGGCAUUGGCAUUGCAGUCCACAGAACUAGUUAUCAAGGAACCAGUUCAAGACCUGUACCUUUCUGAACAAAACUCAAACCUGAGGAAAGAAGUUGUAAUUAUGGCCAAGGACUGUCUACAAAUGGCGCAAGAUGGUAAUAAGCCAAACCUGACGGCAGCCAAUCUAGCAAUAAAAUUGUCCAAGAUAGUACCUUUCAGAGCUGAAAUUGAGUGGUACAAAGCCUGCUGCGACGAUGCUGAUGAUCAAAUGGGUUACUAUGAUGCCUUCAAGCUUAAGGGGCGCUCAAAAAGAGAGUACAGAGUCAACAUGAACCGCCAUAAGCUUGCGGGUUUCUGGAAUAGUGUAAUCCACAUGUUGGAAAACAACAAGCUGCCUCAGGAUUUUCACAGAAGGGGAAAGUGGGUAAACGCUUCCCAAUUCUAUAAGCUUCUUGUGGAGCCAUUGGACAUCGCCGACUACUACCGAGCAGGGAAGCACCGCGAACGUGGCCAUUACAUUAAGCAUGGAAGGGAAAGGAGGUAUGAAAUUUUUGAUAAGUGGUGGAGGGACAGAAGAGUUCCGGAGGAAGAGAACAAGAGGAGCAAAUUCGCCAGCUCGACCCAAGAUUCAUGCUUUUGGGCUAAAGUAGAAGAAGCCAGGGAGUGGCUAGAUAAUGUCAGGAGUGAGAGUGAUGUAAAGAAGCGAGAUCUGUUGUGGCACAACAUUGAUUUGUUUGAACAAUAUUCGAGGAAGUUGAUUGAGAAUAAAGAGGUCUCUAUAGAUGUUUUAGCAAAAAAUUCAAGCUUCAGUCGGUGGAUGGAAGAGUGGAAGGAAUUGAAGUCACAGGUUCAGCAAUUCCCUCCCAGGUUUCCAGGUUUUGUGGAUGGGGAGGUAGUUCCUUAGUCUGCUUUCUGGCAGAUGGAUACGCUAUUCGUAGGCUUGUAAAAUAUGUAGAAAAUCGUUUCGUGUAGCUUUGGUUCAUGAAUUCACGCACUUCUUUACAAGAACCUUCUUGACCUGCAAGAAUCAUUUCAGUCCAAUGCAAUCUGAAAUUCGGUUAUCAAGA